GUCCGCAAAUCAAAGCAUAUUAUAAUAAAAGUGAAAGUAGAAAAGAGAUCUCUGUAGUGGUGGCUGUAUUUACUACGUUGAUUCCAGAGGCUACAGAUAUACGAUUUACAAUUGUUUCUUGUUGAUUUCUAUAUAUAUUUCUAUAUAUACAUUUGAACCUACCAAAAAAUGUCUGGAGUUGAAAGUAAAAGAGCGCUUCAUUUUGUCUUUAAAGUUGGAAAUCGUUCGGAAACUGCCAAAUUUUACCGCGAUGUUCUCGGCAUGAAAGUAAAUUUUAAAUAUUAAAUUAUUAUGUAAAAUCAUCCAUUGCCAUCAUUCAGCCUAGUACUGCCUAGUCAUAGUACAAGUGAUCCAGAUAUAUAUUUUUUAUUAUCGUAUACAUAUUUUGCUUCUGGUGUGACUGUGACUGCUUCCAUUUCACAACCGGCCUUUCCCCUAAAUAUUAGGCCUAUAACUAUAAUAUUUAAAUAUAAACAAUAUUAAUAAUUGGUAAAUUUUAAGGACGAAUGCCACAUUUUUAUCGAAUUUCACGAAUGCAUCCCUAAAUUGAUCCCUAUGCCUAACUUGAACCCUAAAUCGAUCCCUAUGCCUAACCCUUACAUGAACCCUAAAUCGAUCCCUAUGCCUAACCCUAAAUCGAUCCCUCAAUCUAACCUAAACCCUAAUUCACUGCAACUUUAAUAAACACACAAAAGACGCCUUGGCAUCCCUCCUUAAUAUCAGCCUAAUAAUUAAGUAAGUACUGAGUGAAAAAAAAAAAAAAGCUAUCAAGCGUCACACAUGAUCAUGAAGACUUUUUAAGAGCCACGGGUAUGCUUUCUUUAGGACUGGUUGCAGGACUAUUACCCUAAAACGAUCCCUAUGCCUAACCCUAAAACGAUCCCCCAAUCUAACCUAAACCCUAAUUCACUGCAACUUUAAUAAACACACAAAAGACGCCUUGGCAUCCCUCCUUAAUAUCAGCCUAAUAAUUAAGUAAGUACUGAGUGAAAAAAAAAAAAAAAGCUAUCAAGCGUCACACAUGAUCAUGAAGACUUUUUAAGAGCCACGGGUAUGCUUUCUUUAGGACUGGUUGCAGGACUAUUGUUUAAAUGCAGGCAGGUAGUGUGUAGGACUGUACUGUAACUGUAGUGACAGUAUGACUGAGUAUGAGUAGGCCUAUUGCAGUUUAAAGGCUGACAGGAAGGCUGUAUGACUGUCUGAAGGAUUAUUGUUUAAAGGCCAGCAUAUCAUAUUAUUCCUAUAUUAUAAGUUAUAGAAAAGGAGAGGUAAACACUUUUUUUGUAACACUUGGAUCUACCGGGUAUGUUCUCAAGAUGCCCGGACCUGGUGUAAAAAAAUUGCACCUGGUUAAGCCCUGGGCCCUAGUAAUUAAUAUCCAGGCUAAUCAAUUUAAUAAUUAUUAUUAAUUAAUAAUGAAAAUAUCAAUCUAGUCAAUUUGUUCUGCGAAUUUUUAUAAUUAAAAAUUAUUCUCAUUGAUUAAUGAGACACAAUUUGGAAUUUGUGUAAAUUAAACAAUAACAUUGUAAAUUUAUCAUACAAUAUAAUAUAGAUAUUAUGUUAAGCUAAUUAUGAAUUUGACAAUACACCAAGUUACUACUAUGUCUAUACAAAACGAAAUCAUAUGAUAUCCUACAAAGCCAACAACAUGUACCUAAAAUAUGAAAGAAAAGAAUAAGAACAGGCACAAGACAAGUCCCAGCCCUACUAACUAAUGAAAACAAAGAACUUUCAAAGGUCGAUUAUAUAUUUUAUUAUGUAAAUUUAAUUUAUAAUUAUAUUGUUUUUUGUUGCAUUUGCUGAAACAUUUGAAUUUGUAUAUUGUCUAAUCAUGUUGUUCAUCCUUCACACAUUAAGAUGACCAAGUCAAUUUUCAACUUGAAAUUAGCUGUAUUUUGCUUAAAGUAAGGGAGACUUGCUAAACUCGUCAGCCUCACUCUCUCGUCCUUGCCUAUUUGUUGAUAUGGCAAGUCUUGGUCAAGAGGUCUGGAAAUAGACCAGGAUGCAGUAGAUGACCACCAGUGUUUCUUGUGUCUAAUCAUAAUUAAAGCUUAACAUGCAUUGUUUUAUUGACAAAAAUUAUUUGUGUCUCAUUAGUCUACUUGACAUAGAAAGCUUCAUCAUAGUCCAACCCUCUUAUUAGUUAAUUAUUCUCAAUUAGCCUAUAGUAUAGGCAUGCAGCUCUUUAACGACCUGAGUGCGGCUCGGCCAGAAAUCGGUUUUGACUCUCAAAAACAUGGUUCUUGAAAAGAAAUUUGGCUCUCAAAAAAAAAUUUAAUUGUCCUGCUGCUGAUUUUUGGCUCUUUUGAUUAAUGAGUUUGCCAACCACUGGCUAUCUAUAAAUAGGCCUAAUAUAACUAUAACUUGUUCUAAGCAGCUAUGUAAUUCUCAACAAUGUUGGGUUCAAGGCAAUCAGUAUAUUAUUAUAAUGUUUAUUAUUAAUAAAUAUAUUUGUAUGUUAAGAUCAUUGAUCAUAUCGAUGCUAGGCUCAAGGACUUUGAUAAAUCUGUCUUGAAUAUAAUAAAAAAUUAAUAUUUAUUGGCCUUGUAGUGUAUGUGUGAUGGCUUGGUUUUAUGCUUCCUACUUCUAAGUUCAAUGCUAUUAAUACUAAUCAAUGUCACCCAUCGAAAAUGGGGGAAAGAAGUAGGCCCACAUUAAUUACAGUGUGAAUUUUCUAACAAUUUAAAUUAUCCUUAAUAAUUGUUUUGUGGAUUUUUUUCUAAGCUUUAAAUGUUGUUGAAUUUCUCUAUUAUAUUCCAGUUUCUCCGUCAUGAAGAAUUUGAGGAGGGCUGCAAAGCAUCAUGCAAUGGGUAAGCAAUUCUAUAAUAUAAAAAAGUGAAUAAGAAAGACAAAAAAUAUGUUGAAUAGGCAAUGCAAAAUGUUACAAUGUACUUCCACCAACAUCUAAAGCAGAAAAAAUAAAAAUCCUAAUUUAUAUUAUGUUUUUAUCCCGUGACAAUCUACAAUUAUUUUUAAAAAUCGUUCGUCUAAAAAUCGAAGUAUUAAGGGUCAUCCAUGAAUGAUAUCACAGUAUUUUUGUUAGCUUUCCCCCCCUCCCCUCAUCAUCCCAAAAUUUAGACACCCCUAUAUUUUGUUGUUGUUGAGCCUUCUCGUCCAUGAGGGGCAUCCACCGAUCAUCGUCGGCGUCUGCGGUUCCUCCAAGGGCAUAGGCCACCUACGAGAGACCUCCAGGCAUCUCUAUCCACCCGGUCGAAGAGGUCCAUCUUCCAUUCAUGGCCAAUUUUCUUGAUGUCUGUCUCCAAUUCUCGGCGCCAAGUGUUUCUUGGACGGCCUCUUUUCCGCUUACCCUGUGGGUUCCAUUUCAGGGCUUGCUUUGUUAUGUUAGAAGCAGGUUUUCUUAGUGUAUGACCAAUCCACCUCCACCGCUUCUGGCCGAAACCUAUAUUUUGUUAGCAACAUUUAAAUAAAGUUAUUCCUCAUAGUUUAAUCAUAUCUUUCUACUCUUGUUUAGAUACAGGUCAGUUUCAUGUUAUUUUUAUGACAUGUAGGCCUACUGGUCAACUUCAAAUGUCCUUUUACUCAAAAUAUAAAUGUAUAUGAUCAAAAUAAGUGCUGGAGAAACAAGAAAAAUUGAAAAGUUAUGUUUAAACUGUAAAGCUCAUCAGAUCUUAAGUUUGUUUUAUGAAAAAAGAUUUGCUUUUUUUUUUUUAUGUGAUCAAUUUAAAAUAAAAUGAUAAUAAAUCUUAAUCUAACAAAUUUUAAACUAAGAAAUUGAAGAAUUUUCAUGCCUACAAAAAAUUUGAGCUCUUAUUCUUAUCUGAUUUAAUAAUAAUCCUUAACUUUAUUGUUUUCUGCCUAGCCCCUAUGAUGGUAAAUGGAGCAAGUCAAUGGUGGGCUACGGACCAGAGGAUAGUCAUUUUGUAAUUGAACUGACCUACAAUUAUGGCAUUGGAAGUUACAAGUUGGGAAAUGAUUUUUUGGUUUGUUCCCCAGAAGUUAUAUCUUUUAGAAUGAUCAUGUUUUAAUUUGCAACUCACAUUACCAAAAAAAAAAAAGGACAGUAAAUUAAGUCCACUCAGAAUACUUAACUCCUCCACCCUUUCACCUGUCACCAAAAUUCAGUCCAGCCAGCAAUAAUAUUUGCAUGUAAUUAUUUGUAGAGCAUCACUGUACACUCCACCACCAUUUUGGAUAAAGCCAAAGCAUUAGGUCACCAAGUCACAUUGGAAGAAGAUGGGGUUAGUGUGUUGACCUCCCCUGAUGGUUAUAAAUUUAAAAUCAUCCCAAAAAGAUCACAUGGAGGUGAGCGAAAUGAUUUUUUCAUUUAUGUCAUCUGUUUCCUUAUCUGUAUCUGGAUUGGAUUAAUUUAAAAGAUUUCAUAGAAUAUGUUGCAAAAUUAUCUUUGGUCAUUUAAUUUUAUUAAAAUUUAGGAAACCCAUCUUUUCUUCAGAUCCAGUUAAAAUGGUGUCCUUGGCAUCAUCAAACCUGAAAAAGUCAAUGGGUAAGAAAUACUUUAAUUAAAAAAAUUGUUAAUUUCUACAGAUUAUGAAGAUUAAGAAGUCAAAAAACACAUUAUUUUCUUUUCCUCAUCCUCAUGUCCCUUGGACCGUUGGGGCGCCACAGAUGACAUGUGAACCAUCCUCCUCCAUUCCUCUCUGUCUUCAGCACUACACACUGCAUCGCCCAGUGUUAGUCUUUGAUGUUAUCUUCCUUUCUUUUUCUUUGUCUUCCUCUUCUUCUCCCUCCUCUUGUGGUGCCCGGCAAUAUUUCUUUUACUUCGAGCAAAACUUAUGCAUGCUAUUUGUUGGUUUUGUUUGUUUUGUUUGUUGUUUGUUUUUAAUUCAAUAAAAUUUGUAACUUUGUAACCCUGAAAAGAUUUCUGGAGUGGCCUAUGUGGGAUGAAAAUCUUCAGUCUGAAUAACAAAUCGGCAGAACUUGGAUUUGAGCAUGACCAGGUAAUCUAUUAAUUUUAACUCUGCUGCAUCUUAAAUGUUUGUGAAAUGUUAUUUUAAAAAUACCUCUAAUGUAAAUACUAGUCUAAAAUUACAUUAACAUUACAUUUGCAUGAAAAAAUAAACAAAUUGCAAGUUUAUUAAGUCAGUCAUUAUUACAUUAGAAGACAGGUUGUGGAAGAAAGUGUUGAUUGACUUUUUAUUUGUAAAUUAAACUCCGGAUAGAUGUCAUUCAUUUGUCCCAAGCCAACAAAACUAUUUUUGUUGUUGCCAGUGCAGGUUAGAACUGGUAGAUAUAGGUGAACCAGUGGAUCAUGGCACAGCUUUUGGGAGAAUAGCCUUUGCUUGUCCUAGCUCUGAGGUCAGUCAUGAAACUAAUUUAAUUUGAUCCUAUAGAUGUCCAGCUAAAUGAAUUUUUCAAAAAUAUAUUUUAAGCUGUUUAUUUAUUUAUUUUUAUCUUAUCAAGUACACAAAAUGUAAGUGUUUGCCACAGUCUUUUGUUAUCGAGUUUAAUAUUUAUUAACCAACGAUGAACUGGGGCAUGUAUCAAAAGACAGGGCAUAGUUUAGAAAGGUACAUGUCUUUUCGAAAGGUUUAAUCACACCUAAUGUUGCCCUCUAAAGCUUCCAAAACUGGAAAAAACAAUGAAAGACAAAAAGCAGACCAUUCUCACACCUUUGGUUAGUCUGGACACGCCAGGAAAAGCUACAGUGCAAGUUGUCAUUUUAGCAGAUCCCGUAAGUUUAGAUGGUGAAAGUUAACAUGGAAGAAAAAAUAUAUGAACAAUAAUUUAAGCUUUAAAAAAGAAAUUGAAGCUUUAAAAGGCAUUAAAAAGAAAAUAAUACCACUAAAUGUAAAAGAGGAAAAAAUGUUAGCUCUGCGAAAAUUGAAAUAUCAAAUUUUUAAAAUUAUUUUGUUAAUAUUAAUUUUUAUAUUAUUGCUUUAAAAGAAGAGCACAAAUUUACCCGAGCACUACAAAUACACAAAUCAUUUUCUUUUGAUAUACUUAAACUUUUGGGUUUUUCAACAUUGCAGGAUGGACAUGAAAUAUGUUUUGUUGGAGAUGAAUCUUUCAGAAAACUGUCACAGGUGGAUCCUAAUGCUGAUAUAUUGCUGGAUGAAGUAAAUAAUAUAAUAUUAUCCUUAAAUAUUAAGUUAAUAUGGAAUUGUCUCAAUAUAUAUCUAAAAUACAGAAAACAGAUUUUAAUAUAAAAUUUACUGGGGCUGUACUGAAGAGAGAUGUUUUGAGAUAUUUGCAGGUUACAAUAUUAUAAAUGUUCACCUUCAAUUCACUCCUCCAGGCUAUGAAGGCAGACAAGAGUGAUGAGUGGUUUGCCAAGAAAGGCAAAAAGAAAACAGUUGCUUAAACAAGCCCCACCGAAAGAUUUAUGUUAUUGUAAAUUAUUGUAAUGUAAUAAGGAUCAUUAAUUAAGUUCUGACUUUUAUUAUUAAGCAUGUUUCCAUAUUAUGUUGAUUUUAUGUUUAAUUUUUUUUUUAAAGACAUGUACAAAAAAUCGAACCCUAGUCUUUUUUGUUGUAAGCCUUUUUGAUUCUGAAAUGCUAAGCAGAAAUUUAAUGUCUUUUACUCCUAUAUAUAGAUAACUUAUUAUAACAGAUUUACAUCUUUCAAUGUUGUGUUUGGCUUGUUUCAUAUAGUAUUUAUCUGUGUUGAAAUUAUCAAAGAUUUUAUAUUGGCUUGUAAACAUUCCAAGAAUUUGUGCCUACAUUAAUGUCAGCCAUCAUCUUUGUAUGAUCUUUAUGAUUUUAAAAUUUGUUUUUGUGCUUUAACUGUAAAAAAAAAUAAAUUAUUAUCAUAUAAAGGUCUUAGAGAGCCGAUGUUUCUGCUUACAUUAAGUUUCAAAACAUAGUUUAUCAGAAUAUUGUUUAAGAUCUAGCCAUAGAACUAAUAUUCCUUUCAGGUUAAAGUUCCAAUUAGAAUUGCUGGUUAGUAUGUAUAAAAUACAGAAAACUGAAACUAGUUUUUAAUGGGAAAAUCUGUUGUUGUUCUUAACAGAGAGAGAUUGUCAUGAAUUUAAAGCAUUAUGUUAAUAUGUUUGUAUUACAUAGUCAAGAAACUGCUAUAAAAAAAAAAAAAAACUUUAAAAAUCCCCAAAUAGAUUUAUAAAUGUUUGACAUGGAUAAGUCUCAAAUAUUUAUAGGUAUACCAAAUGAACUCGGGCCUUGUGGAAUUCGGCCUCCGAAGCCUAUAUCAUCGUCACUUUGUGACGGACGGAUGCCAGCAAAACAAAAAAAUAAACUCAUCAAUUAAAAAACAUCAUGUAACUGCUUUAGAGAAUCAAUAAAGAAUUAUUUAUAAAGAAUUAUUUAUUUUAUAAAUGUUAUACAGAUUUAAGAAAGAAAUUUCAUGUCUAGACAGCUGUUAAUGAUUUCUCUUAAUUUUGUAAAUUUAAUUGUUCAAUUACUAUUUCUCUUCAUUUGAACAUGGACCCCCAUAUCAGUGCUAUUGAAGUUGCUUUAUAGCUUAAUUUUAAUAUUGCAUUUAUGUGGACAUAGAUUUUUUUUUUUACAAAUAAUUUUUUUUUAACCCCAUAUUAAAUAUUUUUUUGAAGUUGAAAAUUUUACUUGUAGUGUAGUCCAAUAAGAUUUCAAUGAUUGGAUGUUUUAAGCCAAUUAAUAACUGGUUUCCUUAGAGCGUUAUCAGAACCUAUUUUGGACGGGGAUGAUUCAGAUAAACUUUUUUUUUAAAAAGAAAAUCAAAGUCACUCUCAAGGAAGGCUGUUUAAGAAUUAAGCGCUUAGAUGUAACAUAUUCUACCUGAUAUAUUUAUGGUGAUUUUAGUGUCUGUAUGGCCUCUGGUGAUGAAACCUAUUUUCUAGCAUCCUUCACCUUUGUUUUAAACUGUAGUGAGUUUUUUAUUUUAUUUACAAAGUAACUGAUGAUUUGUUUGGA
This is a messenger RNA of Lymnaea stagnalis (great pond snail), 7823 nucleotides long. The record is from the annotation of a GenBank genome assembly. Lineage: Eukaryota; Metazoa; Mollusca; Gastropoda; Lymnaeidae.